This is a messenger RNA of Zingiber officinale, 1693 nucleotides long. RefSeq names its product embryogenesis-associated protein EMB8-like. Gene Ontology annotation, molecular function: monoacylglycerol lipase activity; short-chain carboxylesterase activity. The record is from RefSeq and is a predicted model, not a curated record. Lineage: Eukaryota; Viridiplantae; Streptophyta; Magnoliopsida; Zingiberales; Zingiberaceae. The transcript has 9 exons. Bases 7 to 1476 code for a protein of 489 amino acids.
ACUAUCAUGAUUUAUCUCGCUCGUGAUGGAAUCAGGUGCGGCAAAAGUGCUGAGGCUAACGAUUCCACACACAGGAAUGUCCAAGCGGCGGCUUUUAAACUAUUGGCUGUUAUGAUUCAGAGAGCCCCGCCGCCGACUGCUUCAGUACCACUGCCGGCCGAUCCGGCAAUGGCCAGGGCCACCACCUCCCCCGCUCUCUCUUCUCUCUCACGAUCUUCUCUCCUCCGGCGCGCCGCCCAGCCUCCUUGCGCUUCCAUGCCUUCCGCCUCAUCCAAUGACAUCAGGAUCAGCGGAACCGGCGAUCCGCUCGUCUUACAAGUAGAAGAAUCGCUCGAUUCACCCCUUUCUCCCCUCGAGGUCAUCGGCUCCCGCUGUGCUCUCCUAACCCGCUUCGAGAGCCUUCGGCGACCCUACAAGCCCUUUCCUGUCGUCGGGUGGAAUCGCCACGUGGAGACCAUUUUCGCCGCCUUCUUCCGCUCCCUGCCCUCCGUUCACCUCCGCCGCCAGUGUCUGCGGACCAGGGAUGAUGGGGCAAUUGCACUCGAUUGGGUCGUCGGUGACGAGCAGCAGCUGCUACUUGAUGCCCCCGUCCUCAUUCUUCUGCCUGGUUUAACUGGAGGAAGCGAUGAUACAUACGUGAGACAUAUUCUCAUCAGAGCUAGAAAGAAAGGAUGGCGUGUUGUAGUGUUUAAUAGUCGUGGCUGUGCAAAUAGUCCUGUUACCACCCCUCAGCUUUAUUCAGCUUCUUUUACUGAAGAUAUUCACCAGGUUGUUACUCAUGUUUCAACUUGUUAUCCUAAAUCAAAGUUGUAUGCUAUUGGCUGGUCUCUUGGUGCAAAUAUCCUUGUUCGUUAUCUUGGUCAGGAAUCUCAAAAUUGCCUUCUUUCUGGAGCAGUAUCUUUGUGUAAUCCUUUUAACUUAGUAAUUGCAGAUGAAGAUUUCCACAAAGGUUUCAAUAAUGUAUAUGAUAAAGCUCUUGCAAGAAGUCUACGAAAAAUUUUCAAAAAGCAUGCACUUUUAUUCGAAGGCCUUGGUGGUGAAUACAACAUCCCAAUGGCUGCCAAUGCAAAGUCGGUGAGAGAGUUUGAUGAAGGAUUAACACGUGUUUCAUUUGGUUUCAAGUCAGUGGAUGAUUAUUACUUUAAUUCAAGCAGUUCAAGCUCCAUUGGAUGUGUCAGCAUACCUUUGCUAUGCAUACAGGCAGAUAAUGAUCCAAUUGCACCGUCGAGAGGGAUUCCUCGUGAUGAAAUUAAGGCGAAUCCAAAUUGUCUAUUGAUUGUAACUCCUCAAGGAGGUCAUCUUGGUUGGAUAGCAGGGGAUGAAGCUCCAUUUGGAGCUCCUUGGACCGACCCUGUGGUUAUGGAAUUUCUAGAGCACGUCAACAAAGAAACAAAAACUGACACCGAAGUCGAGUACUUGCCUGAUCAAUUGGAUGGCUUUCAACAUUCUUCAUCACUACCUGUACAAGUUAAAUGAGGUUAAUUGAUUUGGAUAGGUAGAUCGGGUUAAGCAUCAAGUGUGUUAGGCUGAUCGAUCAGUCUAGAUGGUCCCGAUGAACUACUGGAGCUAGUCAAGUUGGCAAAUUGGUGGAGCCAAUCAGGCCGGUUAGGAUGCAUUGGGGCAAUUGAUCGAGGUGGGCUAGUCGAAUUGGGCAUGGCAAUUGGUUGGACUAAUCAUUUUUUUUUAAAAUAUU